AUGAUCGUAAGUGAAAAUCAGCAACAAACCGCAGAAGCUGAGGACAAACUUAAUUCACAGGUGAUAAAUGAAUCUAUUAACGACAAAUCCAACAAAAUCAAAGAAAAACAUACACAGAUAAGAGAAAAUCAAAUAUUAAAUAGUUCUACUGAUGAUAAAUGGUAUACAGAGACUCAAACAAAUCACAAAAAUACUAUCAAAUCCGAACAAUUACAUUUAAGGAAAUCAAAUUUUAAAAGACACAUACAAACAGAUGAUCAAAAGAUACAAAUACCUAGUGAAGAAUAUUUUAAAUGGCCGACGUGGAUAGAACAAAGUGAUACUGUGUCGUUCUACAGAGGAUCACACAUACCCAUAGACAUUCCCCAAUUCGAAGAACAAAGAGUAUUUGAACCAGAUGAAGACAAUAGAAUCAUAACAACAUUGAUGCAUUCCCAAAUGCGUGUGGAGCCCAAAAUUGUUCAGGGGACUGUUGCUCAGGCAAGGGACUUCCCAUUUCUGGUGUCUUUAAAGAGAGUAGUUCAGAAGAUUUCAAAAACAAGAAUGUUAUGGAAAAAUUACUGCGGAGGGAGUAUUAUAAACUCCAAUAAAGUAGUCACAGCUGCUCAUUGCUUUGAAAUGAACAAAUACGACUACUACUAUCACCCAAAUAAAUUACGCGUCGUUGCAGGCAAUUUGACUAAUAAAUUAUAUCAUUCAGGUAACACUUCAAAUUCAAACCAAAAUCAAGUGCGGCAAAUCAAAUUAGUAAAACUGCAUCGCAAUUUCAACUUUCCCACCAACGAUAUUGCUCUCGUGUUUGUUGACGAACCUUUUCGAUUUAACAACCCAAUGAGUGUAAACUUCAUAGUCCCUGCAAAAUAUCAUACCGACUAUGCGAGGCAAUGCUAUGCAGCAGGAUUUGGACAAACAGGGUCAAAACUGAAAAAGGACGGAUCUGAUCAAUUACUAUUUGCUGAGAUAAACUUAUUGCCCCGGCAAGAAUGCAAUAAAGUUUGGGAAAUGAAUAUGAUUACGUUUUUGUGCAGUCCGAACGUCUUUAAGGGAGUGAGUGGGGGAGACUCUGGUGGUCCCGUGGCUUGCUUUGAGUCGUUAGAUCCUUCUUCAAAGUUAGGAAGUGGGAAGUUACUUGUUGGAAUAAAAGUCUCGGAGACGAAGCAUUUAUGGAGUACUUACUGUGGAGGGAGCAUAAUUCACCCGACAAGAGUUCUGACUGCCGCUCAUUGCUUUGAUAUGAAAAAUUUCUAUUAUUUGACUCAUUUUAGUUUAUUACGUGCUGUCGCUGGCAGCACCGAUAAUCAUAUUGAACAUCAAGGGUUCACUACAGAUGAGAACGGCGUACAAUGGCGGCAAAUCACUGACGUUCAACUCCAUUACGACUUUCAUUUUCCAGUAAACGAUAUUGCUAUAAUAAACGUUGACAUUCCUUUUGAUUACAACAGAAUUAUUAGCUAUUACAAUGCUUAUCAGAAUAACCCAGACUAUGAAGGAACUUGCUUUACAGCUGGAUUUGGACAGAUAGGCGUAGUCGCUAAAGAGAAAGUCUCGAAGGUUUUACUGUGGGCCGAAAUACACCUUAUAGCUAAAGAAAGAUGUACAGCAAUUUGGGGGAUGAAUAUGGACAAAUUUGUUUGCAGUGAUACUAUCGUCACUGAUAUAUCUGGAGGGGAUGCUGGAGGACCUUUGGUUUGUCCGUUAACCCACCGUAAAACGGUGAGGACUGAUGAUAACAGGAAUUUCGUGUUGGUCGGUAUUGCGAGUGGGAAGAACAGUGAUAAAACUCGUCUCUACACCAGAGUUGCGGCGUACCAGAAUUGGAUAGAUGAGCCUACGUAUCGGACGUCGUGUGCUCGGCGGUACACAUACCUGAUGUGUACUGAAUAUCCAGGCAAAAAAAAAAAAAUUCUAGCUAACCCCGACGACUAG
Molecule: messenger RNA, 1926 nt
Organism: Arctia plantaginis
Lineage: Eukaryota; Metazoa; Arthropoda; Insecta; Lepidoptera; Erebidae
Source: the annotation of a GenBank genome assembly